AUGCCAGUGAAGAAGGAGAUAGCAGAAGAAGAAUUUGAUGAUUUCCUGCAAGAGUAUUUGCUCAACACAGACAUGGAGGAAAGCCCCGGACUGGGACAUGGCUGUAAGAUGGAUACAUAUACAUCACCAAUCAAAGAGUCACCAAUGGAAAUGAAAGUGGAAGAAGAAUCUCAUCUCAGAGAAUAUGGUCACCACGGAUCUUCUCCUACAAGAGUUCUCAGGAUACAUGAGAGGAUUCAUACUGGAGAAAAGCCCAAUCAGUGUUCAGAUUGUGGAAAGACUUUUACUCGGGCAGAAAGUCUGAAGACACAUCAGAGAACACAUACGGGAGAAAAGCCAUAUCAUUGUUCAGAUUGUGGAAAGACUUUUACCCGGGCAGAUCAUUUGAAGACACAUCAGAGAACACAUACUGGAGUAAAGCCAUAUCAUUGUUCACAUUGUGGAAAGACUUUUACUCAGGCAGGUAAUCUCAAGACCCAUCUGAUGAUCCAUACUGAAGUUAAGCCAUAUCAGUGUUCAGAUUGUGGAAAGAAUUUUACUCAGGCAGCUCAUCUCAAGACACAUCAGAUGAUCCAUACUGGAGAAAAGCCAUAUCAGUGUUCAGAUUGCGGAAAGACUUUUAUUUCAGGAACUGAUCUGAAGAGGCACCAGACAAUCCAUACUGGGGAAAAGUUUCAUCACUGUUCAGAUUGUGGAAAGACUUUUGCUCAGGCAGGUAAUCUUAAAACACAUCUGAUGAUCCAUACUGGAGAAAAGCCAUAUCAGUGUGCUACAUGUGGGAAGGGUUUCAUAACCAAGAGAGGGCUUACUCUCCAUCAGAUGAUCCAUACUAGAGAAAAGCCAUAUCAGUGUUCAGAUUGUGGAAAGAUUUUUGCUCAGGCAGGUCAUCUUAAGAAACAUCUCAAAGAUCGCACUGUCCAUCAGAGAACACAUACGGGAGAAAAGCCAUAUCAUUGUUCAGAUUGUGGAAAGACUUUUACCCGGGCAGAUCAUUUGAAGACACAUCAGAGAACACAUACUGGAGUAAAGCCAUAUCAGUGUUCAGAUUGUGGAAAGACCUUUACUCAGGCAGGUCACCUCAAAACACAUCUGAUGAUCCAUACUGGAGAAAAGCCAUAUCAGUGUGCUACAUGUGGGAAGGGUUUCAAAACCAGUAGAGAGCUUAAUGUUCAUCAAAGAAUACAUACUGGAGUUAAACCAUAG
Molecule: messenger RNA, 1203 nt
Organism: Sardina pilchardus (European sardine)
Lineage: Eukaryota; Metazoa; Chordata; Actinopteri; Clupeiformes; Clupeidae
Product: zinc finger protein 658B-like
Exons: 3
Coding region: 1-1203 (400 amino acids)
Biological process (GO): regulation of transcription by RNA polymerase II
Cellular component (GO): transcription regulator complex; PcG protein complex; chromatin
Molecular function (GO): DNA-binding transcription factor activity, RNA polymerase II-specific; RNA polymerase II cis-regulatory region sequence-specific DNA binding
Source: RefSeq, a predicted model, not a curated record